Molecule: messenger RNA, 508 nt
Organism: Cyprinus carpio (common carp)
Lineage: Eukaryota; Metazoa; Chordata; Actinopteri; Cypriniformes; Cyprinidae
Product: scavenger receptor cysteine-rich type 1 protein M130-like
Exons: 3
Coding region: 200-508 (102 amino acids)
Cellular component (GO): membrane
Source: RefSeq, a predicted model, not a curated record
UGUUUAUCUGUCUCUGUGUUUUGCCGAUAUCAAUAUUUCUUUGUCUCUGCCCUUUAUUGUCUCUUCAUCUCACAUUCUCUCUGUUUAAUAUACAGACCGUGUGAAUGUGAGGUUGGUUGGUGGUCACAGUCGCUGUGCUGGUAGAGUGGAGGUUCUUCAUAGAGGUCAGUGGGGAACAGUGUGUGGUGAUGGUUGGGAUAUGGCUGAUGCUGCAGUGGUGUGUAGAGAACUGGACUGUGGAGAACCUGUAGAUGCUCUGGCUAAUGCACACUUGAUGGGUGCUGCUCAUUUUGGACCAGGAUUGGAAACAAUUUGGAUGAGUGUUGCCAUGUGUACUGGAUCAGAAUCUACACUAAAGAACUGUGGGUCAUUAGGACAGGUUGAACAAGGCUGUGGUUCUUAUGGAGAUGCUGGAGUCAUCUGCUCAGGAGUCCGGCUGGUUGGAGGUUCUCGCUGCUCUGGGAGGUUAGAGAUCCUUCAUAACCAGACGUGGAUGUCAACCGUGUGA